AUGGCUGCGGCAAGUCGUUUGCUCGGAAAGAGCAUUUGGCUCGUCAUGCCAAAAGCCACAAUCCGGCCAAUAUGCUUCAAUGUCCAGUUUGCAGUCGGCAUUUCAACCGAAGGUAUUGAUAGUUUACAACGCCAUAUUGUUAAACACGGUGCAGUAUUCAAGCAAAAUCCAUCCGGCAGGAGCAAGCGAGCCUGUCUUGCAUGUCGUGCUGGGAAAACAAAAUGCGAUGGCAAUGACAACUGUGCAAAGUGCCUCAAGCGUGGUAUUGAAUGCAAAUAUGGUGAAGAGGAUAGUCGACGAGACGAAUCUCCUAGCCGAAGUCAGAGGCAAAUCGGUUCACCAAUUCCUACAGAGUCGAUUUCGGCAUCGCGAACUUCUGCUCGAGACACCAUAGAUCAAAUACCAACCACGACACCGAAACCCCUGGAGAUCCCUCCAUCGUUAGCAAAUGGCUGCAGCGGUCUCGUUGAUUGGGCUUCGACCCAAAUUCGACCGGACCCUAAAGUGACCACCGGCAUCGAGGUGGGCAUAGACAGAGACCUGUCGCAGAAGUACUUGGAUGCGUACUUUGAGCACUUCCAUGAUCGAUGGCCUGUUGUACAUCGACCUUCCGUUGAAGAGGAGAUCGACGACACUGAUCUCUGCGAGUUGUCUAUGAGGAUGAUUGGGGGGUGGAUCGUGGGAACUACUGAUUCAAUUCAGUUUGCUCUUGACACGCAUAAUGUCCUUAUGGAUCACAUCAUGUCUCAAUUGUCUCAAGUCACGUCAAAAGAUAGUUUUCAACAAUCACUACCUGCCUGGAUGUGCAUGGCAGCAGUCUUGAACAUUCACGAUCGUGAAGUCUCUCGUGCGAUAAUACUUUGGAACGUCCUAAUGGCUGUCCUUCGACAAGUUGGAUUCUUCAAGUCUGAAACUGCGUGGACGGACGAGAAGAAAGGGUAUUUUAUCCCGCUACGUCAAGUGAGAAUCGGGCAGAGACAGAGGUUAGCUUACAAUUUGUUCAAGAUCAACGCAUAUGUGAGCAUAUUGCGGAAUCUGCCAAUGUCCAUCCAGCCUGAGGAAUUACACUUCUCACUUCCUUCUACGUUUUCAUUAUACAAUUCGAACGGCCUUCACAUCUGGGAAGAACGGCAGGUCGGCGAACCUCCUUAUCGAGCUUCAAAAAGCAUGUAUAGCUUGAUUGCAGACGAUGUUCAGGAGAUCGUUUCAAUACAGGAACAACCGAUGAUCAUUGAGGAUAUCAGUCUCUGUUUAUGCGCACUGCAAUCGGAUAUCUGGAAGCAUCUCCAAAGAGAUAGAUCUCAGACAUGCGAAGUCAAUGAUGUCCUACAAAGAGACUCGUUGCGAAAGCACCUAGAUCGACUCAAGUCUCGCCUAGAUCGAACUAGCGCUCAGAAAGUACUUUUCUCAAAAUCGGAUUUUAGCCACGAAGAGUAUUUACCUUACCGAUACUAUUAUGGCUACGAAGACCACACUCAAGCUGGCUGGCAAGAAAUUGUUGCGGUUCGAGUAAACCGCGUACUAUUCGACACCGUUAUGCUCUCCUUCCUUCUCAGCCUACAUCUGUCUGUCGAUGUCCGAAAAUUAGGUCAACUCGCCAAAGAUCGGCGAUUAAGUACUGUCGAGGAAUUAUCAGAGGCUCAUGGUCGAGCAAGAGAACAGCGCCAUGUUUCGAUGAAAGGCUGGGCUGCCACGCCUGCUGCACGAUGGGCAGUAUGUCAAUCGGUCGAUGUCCUUGUGACUUACCAGAACUUCAAAAACAGAGCAGGGGCGGCGGAAGUCCGCUAUCUUGAUCCAAUUUGCCAUAUUGCACUUUGUGUCAGUGCACUCAUCCUCUGGACAUUCUGCGAGUUCUAUGAUCAUGGUUGCGUUAUGUGUCUUCCUGGAGAAAUGGCAAUUGUCGAGUUGACGAGGUGGAGCAUGACUGGCAAUCAGUUCAAAAAGGACAAAGAGAACUGGCUUGAAAUGGGUGGCAGAUACCCUCGAUCUCGACCUCAAGUCCAAGGCAUCCAACUGUGUCGAUGCAACACAGAGUUCGUGACGGCUCUUUUCCAAGCUUGUCUGCCUGAAGGAUGGGCUAUUGCUGAUUCGAUUGCGCCUGGUAUCUUUAAGGGCAUAGCGUAG
Messenger RNA from Mollisia scopiformis, 2124 nucleotides. RefSeq lists its product as uncharacterized. NCBI's taxonomy places the organism in Eukaryota, Fungi, Ascomycota, Leotiomycetes, Helotiales, Mollisiaceae. Gene Ontology annotation, molecular function: DNA binding; DNA-binding transcription factor activity, RNA polymerase II-specific; zinc ion binding. Gene Ontology annotation, cellular component: nucleus. The record is from RefSeq and is a predicted model, not a curated record. Bases 1 to 2124 code for a protein of 707 amino acids. Gene Ontology annotation, biological process: DNA-templated transcription; regulation of DNA-templated transcription. The transcript is spliced from 6 exons.